ACCCUUACCUGGUCCGUAACUAUGCAACUCGGUUACAACUUACAACCCUCUCUUCUACGGACACUCCCUUGUUUUCUACCCUCCAAAAUCCGAAUAAGAUUGUAACUGUAACGUGUUCAAUCUCAGCGUGGUUAUGGCAUAUAGUGGCAUCAAUUUGGUGUUUCAUCAUGGCUCAAUGUUCCAUCACGAAUCUACAACUUCUUUAGCCAAACCCGUCAGACUAUGCGCAAGCUCUCAUUUGCUUUCUGCAACCUGCCCUGUCACAAGUGCCUGUAAACCCCUCUGUCGGCGGUGCAGCUGCAAAACGAAACGGCUUGUUGUAAGGUGUUGUUCAAUCAGUGAGUUUGUUGUUUCUAGUGAUGCAAAUUACGGCAAUAAGCAGGUUAUUAGUCUCACGCCUCGUCUUUAUGAUUAUUUGCUCAAAAAUGUUCGAGAACCAGAGAUUCUAAGGCAACUGCGAGUGGAGACGGCAUCUAUGCGUGGAAGUCAGAUGCAGGUGUCUCCUGAUCAGGCACAGCUACUUGCAAUGCUCGUGCAGAUUCUUGGAGCGGAAAGGUGUAUUGAAGUCGGUGUUUAUACUGGUUACUCAUCACUAGCCAUAGCAUUAGUCCUGCCAGAAUCAGGUCGUUUAGUUGCCUGUGAAAGAGAUGCCAAAUCUCUUGAUGUUGCUAAGAAGUAUUAUCAACUUGCUGGUGUUUCACAUAAGGUUGAUGUAAAACUUGGACUUGCAGCGGAUUCCCUAGAAUCUCUAAUUAUGAAUGGUGAAGUAGGAAGCUAUGACUUUGCAUUUAUUGAUGCUGAGAAAAGGAUGACUGCGAAAUAUUUUGAGAUGCUACUACAACUAGUGAGGGUUGGAGGUCUUAUUGUAAUUGAUAAUGUCCUUUGGCAUGGAAAAGUUGUUGAUCCAUUGGUAAGUGACUCUAAAACUAACAGCAUUAGAAAUUUUAAUCAACGGUUAAUCGGAGACAAGCGUGUAAGCAUCAGUAUGGUGCCUAUUGGAGAUGGGAUGACAAUCUGUCGGAAAAUUCAGAAUUAUAUAUCUUAAGAGUUUAGUUCUAUGCGAUUGCAUUUGCACCCUUCAGGGUGAUUAUACUUCUGCAGGGUUGAUGGAAGCAAAGUUAUUUAAGUCAUUACGUGUUCUUCAAACUUGAGUUUUAGUAGUUCGAUCUCUUAGACUUGCUUUGGAAAGGACCUGAGAACUGCUUGAGGGAGAAUACCUUUUAGCUCCGUAGGGAAACUAAACACUUGAUAUUGUAAGAAUCAAACUGAAGACAGAAAUGAGAAUAGUUUUUGAAAUCUUAGAGAGCAUAAUGAGAGUAAAUGCUUCAUUGAUGUAGAGAGAGUUCUAAUGUGACUAAUAGUUUUUCAGAGCCUAGUAUAGGGAAAACGUUGAGAUGUGUAAAUGUAGAUUUAAUGAAAAGUUUGCUAAAUUAAGAUUCUUAA
Lathyrus oleraceus (garden pea) is the source of this 1443-nucleotide messenger RNA. RefSeq lists its product as uncharacterized. Gene Ontology annotation, molecular function: O-methyltransferase activity; S-adenosylmethionine-dependent methyltransferase activity. Bases 134 to 1045 code for a protein of 303 amino acids. The record is from RefSeq and is a predicted model, not a curated record. The transcript is spliced from 9 exons. Lineage: Eukaryota; Viridiplantae; Streptophyta; Magnoliopsida; Fabales; Fabaceae.